AUGCUUAUUGAACAUACGCUUUCUUAUGCUUUUAUAGUUUCUACACCUCCGAAUGUGCCAGACCGUUUCAUCACGGUUAUUUUUCAAAACAAACUGAAUCGAGAAGCGAGAGUCGUGCCAAGUAAAGGAACACACAAUAAUCGAGGCUACGUGGUAGGACGAAACAGUUUAGUUAAUGUGAGCAUCAUUAUCAAAGGUGAAAAAACCGUGCAACCAGUCACGUUUCGAGGAGAAGAUUUGGAAACUCAGUCUACUUUUAUGCUAAACAAAUCACUCUCUCCGAUCUCACUUACUUCUUCCGAUACACCAGACGUUGUCACAAGUAUUUCAAUAACUGCUGAAGGUACUGUAUCAGGGCUUUAGAUUUAAUUAGCUAACACGUGGGUUUCACUAACUACUAUCAUGCAGCAGAUGCCAGAUGGUGCUCAACCUCUAGUUAACGGACUACGAAAAUAAUCUUAAUUCUUUUAUCCCGCAGUCUUGUAUUUGAAGAUAAAUAAAUAGUACUUUAAGUAGCUCCUAUAUAUAGGUGUCCACAUUUCUGAAGUCGACCACCGUCUGCUAACACUUGUUUAAUUCACCUGCUUUUGCUACAAGCGAGCGUCCGAUGGAGAACAGCAUCAUGCCCAUUCCAACUGUGUAUAAAUGCUAUGAACUAUCUAUCAGCGAAUAUUGCGUGCGUAUAGUUGCAUUCACUGAUGAUUUGUCAUUGUGCAGAGGAGGUUGGACAGCUAAUUAGGAGAAUCUGGGCGAAUCUCUCGACCAAUCAGAUUGCGCCAUUUUCCUCAUGCUCGCAUGAAGCUUUUGGCAUCGAAAAUUUACAUAGGGCUCAUAAAUAUCGACUUGUUUCAUGUUGUUAUGCACAUUUUUUUUUUAAAUUUCACGCGAUACUACUUUUACAACAGUGAAUCUACCCAUUGGAACGGUAUCUUCAAAGGUAAGCGUUAUUUUCCAGUUUAUUUUGACCUCUCACUUUGGGCGCUAUGCCGUCGCGAUGUAAUUUAGUGGCGUUUCUGUCAACAAUCUUUGAAGACAAAAAUCUCAAAUUUCCACGGUUCGAUUUCGCUAUUUUUUUCACGAUUAGUUAAACAAAAGUAUAAUCUUUAAUUCUAUCCAGCCGGCCCCCCUCGGUCCCGCAACCGUUUUCGAGAUAUUCACCGUUGAAUAUAGCCCUCUGUAAAAUAUGUUACCUUGUCACUCAGAUCGAUAAUGAACUGCUGUUACUCGCUUUUUUCUAAAGAAGUGUGAUAUAUUAUAGAAGUUUCGAUAUAUUAUGGAUUGUAUAUAUUGCAGUUAAAGUGUGCGAAUAAUUAAAGCCCUUCCAUAACAAUAUUUUACAAGUGAAAUUUAUUGUUUGGCUGAUGUUUUAGAUUUGAGAUUCGUGAUUUUGGCUGGAUUCUAUUUUUGUCAAUGAUUUUGUCUGCAAGAAUUAAGCAUCAUCAUUAAAUUUGGAGGUAAAAUCGAUCCUUCCAAUCUGUACAGACCUUCUACAUCUGCAAGAUCUCCGAUGCUAUGAUUGUCUCUCCAUCGAGUGACCAAAACCUUGUUCACCUUUCUGGUUAUGUUAUUGGUAUGACUUCUGGAUUUUCAAAACUAACCCAGCGUCAACCAGAAUAACUACUCAUCCACCUGUUUCAAAAAUGGCUGGUAAAAGUUAACCCUGGUUUAGAUGCUAAAUUUGUCCUCAAAAUUUUCUCCCACUUAAUUGUUGCCAAGGCUAUGUCUGUACUUCAUGCUGGUCAAAAAGACAAUCUGAUUUAUCACACUGCUCGAUGCUUUGGAGAACAACGCCAUGGAGAUGUUGGUCUGAUGCCAUUGGAUAGAAUGCCCUUUAUAGGAGUGAAGGCCCACUUGGCCUUUUUUUAACAGUAUUUUGUAAUGAUGUUACACAACUAAUUCAGAUAAAGUUUGAGAAAUGGUGGUUCUUUCAAUGUUAAGCCCUAGAGAGGGGGUGGGGUUGGGCAUAUGUGGGGCAUUUGAUUUUUUGAGCAAAUUUUCAAUCAAAUGCCCCACUGUUAGGUAAUAAAUAUUGGUCAAACACCCCCACCAUUUUGCAAUAAAUACUAUAUUAAUAAAAGUCAUUUUGGUUCAAAUUGCCCUAACUCAGGCCCAAAAUGCUAACCAAAAUCCCCAGAGUGGGGAUGCAAUGAUGAUCAAAUACCCCACAUAUAUAUACCCACCCCCCUCUGGGGCUUGACAUUGAUAGGUGCAAUUAUAUGCAGGUUUAUUUUGUAUUCUCAUGUAAUGUACCACAAAGUAUCAGCAGCAUGUUAUUGUGGGACCUUUGAUCAAUAUGUAUAUAAAUAGACAUAUUUUUGUUUUAUUGUUGCAUUAAUUUUAAUGAAAAAUGAAAAUUACUCACAAAGUUGGUCAAGUGAAUGUACAAACUAUUUAUUUCUUCAUUUAGUACAGCCCAUGUUACAAUUAUGUACUUGUCUUAAUUGCAUGAGUCAGUGGCGUGCUGGGUACUAUUUUUCUGGGGGGGCCAGUGGAUUGUCAACCAAUAUGCGCCCCUAUAAUGUUACGCUUGAUACACGAGGGCAGAAGGCACGAGCCGAGCGCCGUAGGUUCAAGGUUUGUCUAGGGGGGUCCGGAGGCAUGACCCCCAGGAAAAUUUUUGAAUUUAGAGUCUCUGAAAUGCCAUUUCCUUGACUUUGGGGGAAGACUUGACAGAAAUCUGAUGGUCAGAAAACGGCAUUGUAACGUGUCGAAAUUUGAAAUUUGGUUUGAAUUUAGUAGAGUGCUUCAAGCGAUUAAUCUAAUCCCAAUUCUAUUCUUUACUGAUCUAGUAAUCUGAAUACAUUUACAACUUUCACACCCACUUUCAAAAUUCGGCGCCCCCUUUUCAUUUUUGCGCCCCCCAAGAAUUGCCAGCUGGGGGGGCCGUGGCCCCCCGGCCCCCCUGCCAGCACGCCACUGGCAUGAGUGUGCAUGACAGACUUUUUUAUUUUAAUUGUGCACACCCACUUAUGAUUAACCUAGUUUUUGUUUAUGAAAAUCUAAAAAGUUACCUAAUUGAAAUAAGAUCAUUGCUAUAACUUGCUAAACCUAGUCAGUUACAAUUAUAUCACAAACAUCUGUCAACGUACACUCGUGCUCUCCCUUACCACUUGAGUCUCCCACUCACCACGUCGCUUUAUGAAAAUUUUUUGAUAAAAUCCUAUUUUAAAAAAGUCAACCCUAUACUUGAUAUGCUGAACAUAGACCUCUAAGAUAUCUCCUGUGGCAAUUAGUCGGUGCAAAUACUCGCAUAGUUGAGAAACAAGAUAACCAAUGUGUGUCCAUCCAGUUCCAUAGUCUACAUCAAUUGCAAUUGCACUUGGGUCCAUUGGAUUCAAUGGCUCUGGCCAUAUUCUUACAUUCACUGGUUUAUCUUGUCCAUGAAGAGCAAGGUAUGCUGUUGAUGUUGGUAUUUUUUCUCAUGAGCAGCACCGAUGCACUUGAAUGGUACAGCAUGGGUGAUUUCGUCCUUGUCACUUUCAUCCUCAUCACUUAACUGGUCACCACUUUCUUCCCUAUCACCUUCAUUACCAUAUCCAUGCUGACCAGGUUCAAGACCAGCCAACCACUCAAGUAGAUCUCUUAAAUCUACAAAAUCAUAACAAGAAAAUUUUUAUUUUAGUAUUUUGUACAUAAACUGUAAUCUCUAAAAUUAGAAAUCUAAUGCAAAAGUGUGUCACUAUUGACAGUAAUAUUUAUAGAACACACAAAUAUGGCAAUAUUUUACAGAUGAAAAUUGAAAAAUAUCACUAUUGUAUGCACAUAUAUAUAAAAAUCUAUCCACAACUAGAUACAAACAGGCAUUAUACUUCAGCAAAAAUUUAUUAAACAAUUUGUUUAACUCAAAGCAUGAACAUAUGUAUCACAGUGACACAGUACACAGACACACACAAAUAGGGUCAAACUAGAGGCAUUUAUAAACAAAUAUUACGCCAUAUUAAUUUUGUACAGUGUAUUUAUAAAAUUACAGUACAAGGUUAAAAACAACAAAGCGGAUAAUAAUUUGACUAAAUAACAAGGUAACUGUAAUGCAUUGUAGUAUACCAACCUUAAAUAUUGCGCUUGUUUUCACGUUGAUGAUACACGGAGAUUUAACGUCAUCCAAGUUAGAAAGAAGAGCCUCGCUACUGGGAAUAUAACACAAUUCCUUCGCUCAGACGCAUUUAUCAAGCUAAAAUGACAACAUGUCCCAUGCAAAUAUUUAAAAAAGGUAAACUUGGUAUAGUAAAACACAAGUCAUAAUGAUGAUCGCAACAAUACAGCAAUAACAUGCUGUUUCUUUUCACAAAGUAUCGCAGCCUGACACUUUUGUCGUUCGAAAGCUUCCAUAUUGGUUAAAUAGUCAGACAGAUGUUCACUCCUCGACAGUCAACAGUCAAUGAAGUCACGCGCGGAAUUAGGCGCUCAAUACCCAUGAUGCUUUGCGGCCUGCUGUCCAACCUCCUCUGGUCAUUGUGUGUAAAUUAAUACGGCAUUAACUGGGCAGUUUGGGAAAUGGCAGGCGUCAUUUGUUUCCGAACCAUUGGCAGUAUAGAUAAAGGUAUUCUAGUCCGUCUGCUUCUUUCUUCAUGUGCUAAACAGAUGAUUGAUAAGGCAGAUUAUAUGUGCCUGCACAUGUAAAAAACGCACAACUUUUAACAAACCUGCAGCAGACUUGUGCCACACUGCCACUUAUGCUUCAACAGCUUGUUAUCAAGAUGUUUCGCACUGUUAGUUCCCAGCUUGUUGAGGAGUUGCCAACGGCUUGUAGCCAAUAAAAUUGCUGCAAGGUUGUUAACUUGAAAGACUUGUUACAAGUUGUGCCAAUAUCUUGCCACCAUCCAGCAAUUCAACAACUUCACAAGAAGUCGUGAACGACAACCUAGUAGCAACUUUGAAACACUAGCAACAUUGUGUCAACUUAAAAUUUGUUUGCCUGUUUACAGCAACCAGGUAUAUUAAUCAUGUUUUUGCUCGUUACUCUGGUUUAUAUGAAAGAAUACAAAGCUCAGUCGCAUUGUAAUUAGCACCCAUGCAACGUUUCGAUACUCAGUCGAAUUGAGUGUCGAAACGUUGGGUCUUGAUUACAAUUCGACUGGGCUUUGCAUUCAUUCAUAUAUAAGCCAGACUAGCGAACGAAUUCAAAAUAUGAUUGUAUAUCAACUUGUUGAUAAGCUUGCUACAAGCCUGUUGUGAACACAUCUUGUAGAUAAUAUGUUACAAUUUUAAUCGUGUGAUAUUAAUUUAAUCGCGCAAAACAUGUAAAAUCUUCUCUCAUUCAUUUAGCUCCCCAUGUCAAGCCAAUCCAAUCUUGGCUAUUGUUAUCUUUUGACGGCUCAUCAGUCUCAGGUAGCCCCAGUCUCUCAGUAUAUGGCGAGAUCAGAGUAUCCGAUGGUGGUCUACAUUUUGAUGGCUCAACUUCGUUUAUGGAUACCCAUAUCAAAGAGUCACAUUGCCUGCAUGACACAGAGUUUUGCUCGAAAGGGUUUAGCUUUGCCACAAAGUUGAAGAUAGAUGAGGCAGCGAAUCGAUAUACUGAGCCGAAGUUCAUUCUAGACACUGGAGGUCAUGGAGAAAAGACUCGGGGUGUUUCACUGUUUGUUGAAAAUCAAAAACUUGUUGCUGAGGUCACCACUAAGAACAUGACAUAUAGAGUAGGUUGAGCGUAAUGCUGGUUUAAAGUUGCUCGUAGCUGUCGCGUCCAUGUCAAGCUACGCGAAGCAAUCACAGUGUCAUCAUAUCUCUCAUCUCUGCAAUCACUAAAGACUGAUAUAAAGCACGCAAAAGAUAAAAUAUACCCAGGCUGCAUGUAUUUUACAUCGGCAACUGUGACUUGAUGAUUUUGAUUCCCGACAGCCACGACUUAUGAUAGAAUUGGAUGGAAUAAAAUGCAUUUGCAUCAUAGAUAUCUUAUAUAGACUAGAUAGCGCAUCUUCUUUAGUAAAAUCGAAGCCAAGAAUAUUCCAGCGGUUACCCACAUUUGAAUAGAUGGCCGCCAUGUUGGUAGUUCCCACUCGCUAAUAAACGCUUAAAAAACAACAAUAACUUGCAUCAUUUGAAUAGUUUACUAGAAAAUACAUGCAUGCAGAAACCCUCGCCUUGCUGACAAAACCAUUGUAUUUUCCGAACAUGAAGUAUCUAAAGUAGUUGUCAUGCCUAAAAAUAUCACUUUUAAUUACAAAAUUAUAAAUUUCCCAACAUAUAUAUGUUAGGUAUGUAAUUAUACGUAAUACAAGCUUCAAUUUAAGGUAAAAUUCAACCACAAACAAUUCACAAAACGUUCCAAAAUGUUCUUUAUAAAACUAAACUACCUUUAGCUAUUAUUUAAUAUAUAGCUUUAUCGAUAAACUUUGAGUUUGCAAUAAAAUGAUUUCAAAUUCUCGCUUGCAAAUAACUUUGCUUAUUUUUUAUUUAAAAAAUUCAAUAUAAUAAAAAGGGAAUCAAUAUUAAAGAUACACUGAAAUUAUAUGCUGUCUUGUUUAGUUGUUUCAUAUACGCAAAAGCCGUCGGGUUUUAAAGCCAUUAUAAAAUCAAUAUUUAAAACAAAGUUACCUUCGUUAACGUCGGCUCCCUUUUUUUAGCCGAUUCUUUCGCCUUUUCUUUCUUGAAAUUUAUAAAAUCUUGCCGAAAUACGAGCAAAAAUGAAAUAUAUUUGCAAGAAAUUUAUCAAUCAUCAAAUCAAGAAAUGUUUGCUAUUUUGCUGUCGUCAUGCAGUCGUUAUAAUGCAAACUUUAAAUUGGAUCAAUCAGUGUCCGUUAUUCAUGACAGUCCGCCAUAGUUUUGAGAUCAGUGAGGAUGACCACCCAUCGUUGGUGACCGACGCCCGCGCUCAUUGAUGAACUUUAGACUUCGCUAAUGCUUUCGUUUCCCCGGGUGUAAAUAGCCGGGGGGGGGGAUUAGUACACCCGCACGGCGCUUCGCGCCGUCGGCUCGGGAAAAAUGUAUUUGGAAUAGGUUUACCUUUAUAAUAUUUAAGUUCCGUGUUUAAGAACUAGAAAACAUACGAAUCUUCUCGUUUCAUGGGAAUAUCCUGAGUUUGCAAUCAUGGCUUCAAUUUUUUUAAUUAUAGAAUAAUUAGAUACACUAUCUAGUGUAUAUAAGCUAUCUAUGAUUUGAAUGGAUUGCAAUGAAACGGAAUGAAUACCGAAGAGAAUAUAUUAUAUGGCACUUUAUUAAACUCUGAUUUUAGUGUUGUCACAUGGCUGUUUCCUCGCGGAAUGGAAAAUUCAUCUUUCGCCGAAUGAAAAUAUUUUUACCAUUGCACUCAUAAACAUUUAUUAUUUCUAUAAUAUAGAAUGCAAUAGAAUAAAACAAUAAAAUAUAAUAGAAUACAAUAGAUUACAAUAUGCAAUAGAAUAUAAUGGAAUACAAUAGAUUACAAUUCGCCAAGUUGAUGAGUGGACUGAGUGUUAAGAAGUGCCCAAAUUAAGAAAUGAACCAAAUCACUAAAAUGACCACCUCAAAAUUAGUCAGUAUACAAGGUUUUAAGACGUUUACAUGAAUUGAAUACACUUCGAAUGAUAAGUUUUCGAAAAUUUUGAAAUUACAGAUUAAAAUAUUGUUUUUGGGACGCGCGUCCUCCAAAAACAAAAAUUGCAGCACAUUUCAUAGUAAAUAUUAUUCGAAGUGUAUUCAUGUAAACAUCUUCAAACUUUGUAUACUUACCUAUUUUAAGGUGGUCUUUUUAGUGACUUGGUUCAUUUCUUAAUUUGGGCACUUUUUAAUACUCGUCCCCAGUCCUCUCAUCAACUUCGGAAUGGCUAAUACAUUAGAUUAGAAUACAAUUGAGUGCAAUCAAUACAAACAUACAUACAUAGACUUUAUUUUCUCACGCUGGCCCCAACAAAUCUUCGGCUAACUUCCAUGGGAGGCGUGAACAUUCACUACUUACCAAAUAUUAAAAGGAAGAGUUUGACAAAAAACGAAAAGACACUAGUUACAUUGUUAAACAUGGCAAACGAGCCAGCUUCAACUCAUUUAAUUUGUUUCACAAUUGUUUUGAAGAACUUAAGGAAUCAGAAUACAAUAGCAUAAAGUAGAAUACAAUUUAAUUCAUGUAUUUUAAGAAAGUGUUUGUUCCUCUUUGUACAGGCUGCAACUGCGCUAGUGUUAGAAGAAUGGAUCUAUGUCAUGAUGACCUUCAAGAAAGACCUAGGCGUAUUACUGUACUAUGAUGCUCAUUUGCGAGGCACGGAUAACAAGGGGUCACCUGUGCCUGUCAUACAUCCAGUGGACACCAAUAAAAAUUUUUUAAUUGGUCGAAAUAUUGAAGGUCUACCCUAUCAGUAUGCAGCUUUCGAUAUGGCGUCAUUAACAGUCUUUGAAGAAUGUUUACACGAAGGUGAUGUUAACCGCGCGUUCUUGUUUUUCUGGAGCGGAAGUAAGUAG
Paramuricea clavata is the source of this 8367-nucleotide messenger RNA. Lineage: Eukaryota; Metazoa; Cnidaria; Anthozoa; Malacalcyonacea; Plexauridae. The record is from the annotation of a GenBank genome assembly.